AGUGAGUGAUAAUUUGUCAAGACGUAAACUUAAAUUUUCACGUCUAAAAGUGUUGCGACAACUCGUAUAUUCGCAUAUGUAAUGUAUAAGAAAAAACGCGGACUUUUACGAUAAAUAAAUAUCCUUCGCUCAUUCAACUUCCUUACUUUACAAUUCGGCUCGCUUAGUCCAUUAGUUACGGCUACGGUACAGUGAUAAAAAAUAUCGGUUUACUUUAAAAGGGAUAAUAGUACCAAAAGUAUAUCAUUAUAAAAGCACUUUUCAAGAAAAUUAUAUGCUAAAAUAAUUUACAACACUUGACACCUAAGUCAUCGGGUUUGAAGAAUUAUCAGAACCUUUAGGAAUUGACAUACCUGCACAAUGAUAAAUUUUCAACGUCGAUUAUUUUACAUAUUGAUUCUGUAUAUAAACACCGCAUUCGCGUGGGAUUUCGCCGUCACAACGCAGUCCAAAAUAGUAUUUUAUGAUGAACACUGGCAGGAGGUGACAUCUUCGGCUCAUCAGUUCGAACAUCUUGGUGCCAUCACUUUUGAUGAAGCCGAAGAAAAAGUGUAUUUCACCGAUGAUGUGCAAAACAACGGCAGCAUUUUCUCGCUAAUGAUACCGAAAGACUACGAAGAUCCGCAUUUAAUAGAGAAGAUGGUACAGCGCACCAAAAACGAAGCUGUUCGUUCGCUUGCGUACGACCCAUUCGAUCGCAAUCUCUACUGGAGUGACAUGUUGAAUAAAAAAAUCUUCGUGGUAUCUGUUGAUGCUAACGCUUCCACCACACCAAAAGUGUUCCUAGAUUUCAGCCACGAAAACACUCAACCCGAUGGUAUUGCUAUUGAUUUUUGCCGUCGUACGCUCUUUUGGACUAACUCAAAUUUUACCAAUUCAAGUAUUGAGCGUAUUGGCUUGGAUGGUAGCGAACGCAAUGUGAUUGUGCGCGGAGAAAUGUAUGCGCCGCAUGGUAUAGUCGUCGAUCAGUUGACUGAUCGUAUAUAUUAUGUGGUGGAUCAGCAGGGUAUACAUUUUUCAGUGGAGAGUGCAAAUUUGGAUGGCAGUGAUCGGCAAGUGAUACUGAAGGGCCUUAAUAAUGAACCAUUUAGUUUGGCCGUAACAAAAGAUGCAAUCUUCUGGACCGAUCACACGAACCGUGCAAUUUGGGGUCAUGCGAAAUUCAUUAACAACACCGAAACGAAGCAUUUACAGCCGGAAGAUGAGACGGUUGAAACAGAAGGUGGCGCAAAUAUGAUACUAAAGUACCAGGACAGACCGCGUGGCAUAGUCGCACGGAUACAUUACCUUACCAAUUCCCUAAAUGAUCAACACUGCCACGAAGUGGUUGCUAGCAUUAAGAAUCGUAUUCUAUCAAUUGCUCCACCAACCAACAGUACGUUGGAUAUAGGCGCGAAUGUCUUACGUAAAAAGUAUUGCUUGAAUGGCGGCGAAUUUGUGGCGCAAACAACUAGCUGUAUCUGUAAGAUCGGUUUCAAGGGUACACGUUGUGAGAUCAAUGAGUGCUUCAAUCAUUGUGUGCACGGCACGUGUGUGAUCUCGUCGCUGGGAUUGCCGACGUGUGAAUGCCCUCGCAGCCAUUCCGGCCCACGCUGUCAGUGGUACAAGUGUGCCAGUCAUUGUAUGAAUGAUGGUCACUGUAUAAUUGAGGAUUCAGGUGAACCGAGUUGCGAGUGCAAAGAAAAUUAUGGUGGAGCGCGUUGUGAAUAUAAUUCUACCGAGAUUUGUGCGCUUUAUUGCAAAAUCUUGAAACUGGAGCCGGAUACGAAUGUGCCCUACGGUUGUCAUGACAUUUGUGAAGAGCUCGUUCAACAUAGUGAAAAUGGUGCAGAGACUUAUGCAAUUCCGAAGUUUGAACAUUUGGAAAUGUGCCAGCAAGUAGAUCCUUGGACUAGUACCGUCAUCGUUGUGUUCGUGUGCGGUGUGGUCGCUUCUUUAGGCUUAAUGCUUCUAAUCGUACAAGGAUUGCGUCGCUUCUACAAACCAGCGCGCCCACGCAUAAAGAAAACUUUCGUGGUGCGCAAACAAGCUUCUCCUUCAACGGACACGCCGCUUACCAAUCGCCCUGUGGCGACCGAACAGUGCGAAAUUACAAUAGAAAAUUGUUGCAACAUGAACAUCUGCGACACACCUUGCUUCGAUUCAAAAUUAUUGGAACAAACACUCUCUCGCAAUGGCAAGGUCAAGGAAGACAAGAAAAUGCUAAUAAAUAGCAUGGAUGAUGAACUUUAUUAGUACAGCAUUGAAACAUGUGCCAACGCAGGAUUCGCUUGCGCUGCGGAUACGGUACGCGCAGUCAGGGACUGGCAUACUUCUUCUGCGCGCAAUCAACGGAGAACAUCCACAAGAGGCCUUACAACGAAGUAACAAAAGAGAGCGUGCAAAUGUAGAACAAAACAAACGAGGAAUUGCCAAGAGAGAUUGAUCGAUUUGAAAAAUGGGAAUGUGGAUCUUAUGUCAUGGACAUACACAUGUAGAUAGCACGAGUUCCUCGUCCGUGGCAGUAGAUCCAAGAAGUGCAACAACGGAUAGCUUUAAAUAGAGUUAUAUACUCUCAUGUCACAAAUAGUAAAAUUCAUGUACUUAUUUUUUUGAAACACUUAAUAUUUCAUUAUUAUUGCUGCAAUACUGCAUAUGCUUUUUAUUUUAGUUCAGACAAUCUAACAUUACUGCAACAUUAACUCGUUUUAGUUGAAUUAUUGAAUUAUUUAUUUCGGGAGUCACAUACAAUUUAUUUAAUUUUGCUUUUAUUAGUUGAUUUAAAAAAUCGAGACCAAUGAAGGCUGUAAACACUUUUCAAAGUGUUGUAAACAUAUACAUAUAUGUAUAUAUGCAUGUAUGUACAUUUUAAAAUUUGUUAUUAAAAAUAAAAAUGAUGCACUGAUUCCGAAAUGGCAGCCAAGCUAAUUCAAUUUAAAAAAUAACAAAAAAUAAUCUUUAUAUCUUUAAUUUAGUUUUAAUAAAAGGUAGUAGUAGGGGCCGGUAGAAGUUAUAUGCUAUGAAUUAUGCGGAAAAUAACUUUAAAUAGACGAAGUCUACCAAUUGGUAAGAUAAUUUUCUUAAAGUCGCCCCACAUUGGAAACCUAGAUAAUGUCACUAUGGUGAAUUAUAUUACAAGUUAGUAUACAAGCGUAUGUACCUACAACAUUAACGUUAAUAUCGUUUGUUUCCAGAAGUUAUUGAACGUUUCAAACCAAAUAUAGUUUAAAUCAUAUUUGCCAAUGAACUAUUUUUCCUCGCAACAAUAAAAACAUACAAUUUUUUCUAUACAAACAUGAGUACAUAUGUAUAUACUAAAAUACUUUCUACUUAUUUAUGAUCUUAUUUGGAGUUGUGUUGCUAAUGAGAUUAGCGUAUGCUAAAGAAUAGCCCUUGAAAAUUACACACAUUAUAAUAUGUAACUUUUACAAAUACAUUUGCACAUAUGUAUGUAUGUGCAUAUAAAAUAUGCUUACCUGUACUCUCUGCCAUUAUCAUAGUUAUUAGUUAUGUUUAAAAAUAAAUGCUUAGAAAAAAUAA
Bactrocera tryoni is the source of this 3519-nucleotide messenger RNA. RefSeq names its product protein cueball (gene cue). The record is from RefSeq and is a predicted model, not a curated record. The coding region runs from base 361 to 2235 and encodes 624 amino acids. NCBI's taxonomy places the organism in Eukaryota, Metazoa, Arthropoda, Insecta, Diptera, Tephritidae. The transcript is spliced from 4 exons.